Messenger RNA from Zophobas morio, 2081 nucleotides. RefSeq lists its product as uncharacterized. Bases 230 to 1819 code for a protein of 529 amino acids. Lineage: Eukaryota; Metazoa; Arthropoda; Insecta; Coleoptera; Tenebrionidae. Gene Ontology annotation, biological process: positive regulation of transcription by RNA polymerase II. Gene Ontology annotation, molecular function: transcription cis-regulatory region binding; protein binding. The record is from RefSeq and is a predicted model, not a curated record. The transcript has 3 exons. Gene Ontology annotation, cellular component: nucleus.
GUCACUCAUGUUAGGUUGGCUAGACAAUUUAGACAUCUAACCUAUAAUUUAAAUGCUAAUUUCGACAAUUAUGAAAAAAGCACUGACAAUUAAAAAAAUAUUACGUAGUUAACAAUAAUUACUUCAAAAGUUACUCAUAAUGUGAUAUUAGACAUAGUUUAAAUAUAAACGCCAGCCAAAGUUCUACUAAAAACAUUUCGAAGUGUGGCAAAAUUCAGCGAAAAAAAAUAUGUCUUCUUCAGACUCUGAGGUUUCUGAUAACUCUGUCGAAUACGAGCAUUAUGGUUUAGAAUUCUACGAAGAUCAGUACGACGACGACCCACAAGGACCACCUUUGAUUAAAACAAAAUGUCGUUUAAUCGCCGCCGUCGUCCAAAACCAAGUGGGCGUCCUCAGCGACCUCCUCGAUUCUCCCAGGUGGUACAACGUUCGAGACUCUUGCGGUUACAGUUUACUCCAAAUUGCAAUUCUUACAGACAACACUGAAGUUUUUGAUUAUAUGUUAUCCAUCCCGGAUUUUCCUCUUGAUUUCGUGAACAGAGAAGGCCAAACAGCGUUGGUACUUGCACUUGAUUGUUAUGUGAGUAAUAUUGAUACUUGGACGAAGGAGCAUUUUGCAUAUGAACUAAUCAAAAAAGGUGCCUGCAUUGAUAAAGUUUAUUUUGAAGGAGAUACACCGUUACACUGUGCCUUAGAUCGUGAUUACUUUAGAGCAGCUAAGCUCCUUAUAGAACGGGGGGCUGAUAUUAAUGCUCCCAAUUCGGAACAAGACACCCCUCUUACCAGAACCUUGUACAAAGAUGAAAGUGAAUUAAUGAUGACUCUGUUGGUGUAUGGAGCACAACCUACAGUCUUCAAUUUUGAACAAUCUGUUUUAGAUAAUAGCUCUUUUGAAGUACAAGAAACUCUAUUUUUGUACAUUUAUGAUGAGUAUUCGAACCUGGAGUUGCGCCUGGAAGUAUUGCUAAAGCUUGCUGAGGAGAAAUCGCCACUGUUUUACCACAUUAUUCAAUGCCCUAUUAAAGUAACAAUUCAGCAUGAGUCUUUAAAUCUCUACUUUCGCCUUUUGUGUUGCAUAAGCAUCAAUUGUCUGCUUCUCAUUAUUCAAAAAUUUGGCCACUGUAUGAAUAAGGUGUUUUCAAGAAACAUAUUUUCACAAUCUUAUUACGGGGGUGGCGAGGGCAAGAUUAUUUGUUUUGGAAACUUAAGAAUGAUGCUCAACAGCGCAUUAAGACCAAGUGUAAUAACUCUUAUUAAAAAUGUGAAAAGUAGCGUGAUACUUGAGGAUUUGAUAGCGCUUGGAUAUAGCGAAGGUGCCUUAACUCGACUCUACUGUUAUUUAUUAAGUUAUGGGUUGAACAUUCAAGAGUUAGAUUUGCAAAUUAUAUAUAGAGAAUUCGGUUACUGCGAAUUGUUUAAAAUUUUUUUACACAUGGACGUACAAAUGAGCUUUUUUCUAGAAGAAGACGAAAAAAAGGUGGUGCCUGUUUUCGUGUAUGAUAUUAAUAUGAAUUUAGAACGUUUUUUCCAACAACAGAGUAGUUAUGAAGCGGAUAGUGCUUAUAUAUUACGACAUUAUUUCGUCCAUCCGAAAUUAAAUGAAAUUUGUUACCAGAUUGAUCAAAUGAUGGGUAAUUCAGCAGUACAGAAUUUUCCAGAAAUUCCUCUGUUGGUAGAACUAGCGCGAAAUGUUUUUAGGAAAUAUUUUAUAAAAAAAUUUAACAUUAAAACGUGCAAAGAGUUUUAUUCGAGACUCAACGGCCUGCCAAUUAGUAAGAUACACAAAAAGAUUAUUACAUAUGAAACAAAAUUGUAUUAAAAAUAUUUUAUAGUGAUAUUUCUAUUUUUGUUACUAGUAAGUGGAAUUUAUUUGUCCUUUGUUUUUUCCAGUAUUUUUUCUAUUGAAAAUAAAUGUUACAACUGCUACAUGCGUUAAAAAUCAUUAGAAUAAUUCCUGUGUGACAUUGCUGCCAAUAAUUCAGAACUGCCAACACAAACAUUUCUUUCAAUCAUAAUGUAGGCAGAAUGCACUGGAAAUGUGAUUUUGUGGCCUUCGACCCAUUCUAUUUUGGAAAACUGAC